CGCGGGGAGAGCGGCGGCCCGGCCUCGGCACUCGGACGGCGGCGGAGGUGCGGCCAGGAGCCAUGGUGAUCAUGUCGGAGUUGAGUGCGGCCCCCACGGGCUCCGGCCAGGGCCAGCAGAAGCCCCUCCGGGUGGGCUUUUACGACGUGGAGAGGACCCUGGGCAAGGGCAAUUUCGCCGUGGUGAAGCUGGCCCGGCAUCGAGUCACCAAAACCCAGGUUGCAAUAAAAAUAAUCGAUAAAACUCGAUUAGACUCCAGUAACUUGGAGAAAAUAUAUCGUGAGGUUCAGAUCAUGAAGCUUCUGAAUCAUCCUCACAUCAUAAAGCUUUAUCAGGUUAUGGAAACAAAGGACAUGCUUUACAUUGUCACCGAAUUUGCAAAAAACGGAGAAAUGUUUGAUUAUUUGACCUCCAACGGGCACCUCAGCGAGAACGAGGCACGGAAGAAGUUCUGGCAGAUUCUGUCCGCCGUGGAGUACUGCCACAGCCACCACAUCGUCCACCGGGACCUGAAGACCGAAAACCUACUUCUGGACGGCAGCAUGGACAUCAAGCUGGCAGAUUUCGGAUUUGGGAAUUUCUACAAGUCAGGAGAGCCCCUGUCCACGUGGUGUGGGAGCCCCCCGUACGCGGCCCCCGAGGUCUUCGAGGGGAAGGAGUACGAAGGCCCCCAGCUGGACAUCUGGAGCCUCGGCGUCGUGCUGUACGUCCUGGUGUGCGGGUCGCUGCCCUUCGACGGGCCCAGCCUGCCGGCGCUGCGGCAGCGGGUGCUGGAGGGCCGCUUCCGCAUCCCCUUCUUCAUGUCUCAAGACUGUGAGACGCUGAUCCGGCGCAUGCUGGUGGUGGACCCCGCCAAGCGCAUCACCAUCGCCCAGAUCCGGCAGCACCGGUGGAUGCAGGCAGAGCCCGCCGUGCCGCGGCCGCCCUGCACGGCCUGCCCCGCGCUCGGCUGCACCUCCAACCUGGGCCAGUAUGACGAGCGGGCGCUGGGCAUCAUGGACACCCUGGGCAUCGACCGGCAGAGGACCGUGGAGUCGCUGCAGAACAGCAGCUACAACCACUUUGCUGCCAUCUAUUACCUCCUCCUCGAGCGGCUGAAGGAGCAUCGGCUCACUCAGCCGUCGGCGCGGCCUGGCCCGGCCCGGCAGCAGCGGCCGCGGAGCUCGGACCUCAGCGGCUGUGAGGUGCCUCAGGAAGGCCUGUCUGCUGACUCUUUCCGGUCAUCCCUGCUGUGCCCGCAGCCCCAGGCCUUCGGGCAGUCUGUCCUGCAGGUGGACACGGACUGUGACCCCCUCAGCUCACUCCGGCCCCUGCUCUUCCCCCUGGACGCCAACUGCAACGGAGUGUUCCGGAAUCGCUCCAUCUCCCCAAGUGGCCUGCUGGACGUGACCAUCAGCGAGGAGGUCAGGCCGGCCCACAGCCUGGAGGAGGAGCGGGAGGCACAGAAGCCCCUGUCUGGCGGCACAGGCCGGAGGCACACUCUGGCCGAGGUCUCCACAUGCUUCUCCCCGAGCGCCCCUCCAUGCAUCGUCAUCUCCUCCUCUGCCGCGAGCCCCACGGAAGGCACCAGUUCCGACAGCUGUUUGACCUUCUCGGCCUGCGACGGCCCAGCGGGGCUCAGUGGGCGCCUGGCCGCCCAGGGGCUGGUGGGUGCCUGUUCCCCGCUCAGGUUGGCCUCACCGCUCCUGGGCGCCCAGUCCGCCACCCCAGUGCUGCAGGCUCGGGGGGCCCCGGGAGGGGCCGCUCUGCUCCCCAUCAGCUUCCAGGAAGGCCGGAGGGCAUCGGACACCUCACUCACUCAAGGGCUGAAAGCCUUCCGGCAGCAGCUGCGGAAGAGCACGAGGGCCAAAGGGCUCCUGGGCCUGAACAAGAUCAAGGGGCUGGCUCGCCAGGUGUGCCAGCCCGCCUCCAGCCGAGCCUCGAGGGGCGGCCUGAGCGCCUUCCACCUGCCGGCGCAGAGCCCGGGCGUGCACGGCAGCGGGGCUGGCAGCCGGGAGGGCCGCAGCCUGCUGGAGGAGGUGCUGCACCAGCAGAGGUUGCUCCAGCUGCAGCACCACCCGGCCGGCUGCCAGCAGGCGCCCCCGCUGGUCCUCGCCCCCUGCGACGGCGCCCUCCUCGUGUCGGGACUCCAGAAGGAGCUGGGGCUGGCGCCCGGCCCGCUGCUGCCACCCCACUUCCUGCAGGCCGGGGGCUCCCCGGUGGCGGCGGCCGCCCAGCUGCUGGACGCCCACCUGCACAUCGGCGCCGCCGCCCCUCUGCCCGCCGCCUCGCUGCCCGCGAGCUUCGUGGCCGCGGGGCUGCCGCAGGCGGACUGCGAGAUGGAGGACCUGACCUCGGGCCAGCGGGGCACGUUCGUGCUGGUGCAGUGAGGGCCCCGCCCGCGCCCGGGCCGGCCGGCGCUUCGAAGCAAUAAUUUCAGAGUAUGUGAAGACGUUUCCGGACUCGAAGCCAAUACGUUUCUAGAAGCGAAACAAGCAAUACGUUUGGUGUUUUGGCUUUUUACUUUGUUCUCGGUUUUUACUUUUUCCCUUGCACUGAGCAAAUGGAACUCUGAGUAGGGCCUGGAAACUUCCUGAAGAAAAAUAAUAACUGAAGGGCGUGUCAGGGUGGGUGGACGGGAAGGG
Molecule: messenger RNA, 2624 nt
Organism: Hyaena hyaena (striped hyena)
Lineage: Eukaryota; Metazoa; Chordata; Mammalia; Carnivora; Hyaenidae
Gene: SIK1
Product: salt inducible kinase 1
Exons: 14
Coding region: 63-2369 (768 amino acids)
Biological process (GO): protein phosphorylation; microtubule cytoskeleton organization; intracellular signal transduction
Cellular component (GO): cytoplasm
Molecular function (GO): tau-protein kinase activity; protein serine/threonine kinase activity; ATP binding
Source: RefSeq, a predicted model, not a curated record